Molecule: messenger RNA, 6445 nt
Organism: Odocoileus virginianus texanus
Lineage: Eukaryota; Metazoa; Chordata; Mammalia; Artiodactyla; Cervidae
Source: RefSeq, a predicted model, not a curated record
CGCCGAACUUGAACGCCCCUCUGAAGAGACUUUCCUCCCGCGCCUGUUGGGGUUCAAACCUCGAAAACCCGCCCCGGUGUGUUGGAUCUUGUUUGGCUGGUGCCGGUACCUGGCCGUUCCUUCAGCCGGCUGAGUUAACCACCUGUUCAGUCGCGGGGGGUUGGACUCCAGGCUGCAGUCCUCGCCCUGUUUAACAACCUGGAUCUUUGAACUUUUGACACGGCGGUGGAAGGACGUCAUGUGUUAGACUGCCAGAUAUGUGGUGGUACUCUAAUUUUACAGAUGAAACUAUUCUGAUUGACUUCCAUCUCUUCCUGCCUCACUUCUUGAGAUUGCUUAUGUGCUAGUUAUUAGAAAUACAAAAGUUGGAGGGUUAUCCGGUAUAUUAAUGUCUUAUUGAUAAUGGCAGAACAUCCACCACUACUGGAUACAACUCAGAUUUUAAGUAGUGAUAUUUCUCUUCUGUCUGCCCCUAUUGUAAGUGCAGAUGGAACACAACAGGUUAUUCUGGUACAAGUUAACCCAGGGGAAGCAUUUACAAUAAGAAGAGAAGAUGGACAGUUUCAGUGCAUUACAGGUCCUGCUCAGGUUCCAAUGAUGUCCCCAAAUGGCUCUGUGCCUCCGAUCUACGUGCCUCCUGGCUAUGCCCCACAGGUUAUUGAAGACAAUGGUGUUCGAAGAGUUGUUGUGGUUCCUCAGGCACCAGAGUUUCACCCUGGUGGUCACACAGUCAUCCAUCGCUCUCCACACCCUCCUCUGCCCGGUUUCAUUCCUGUCCCAGCCAUGAUGCCCCCUCCACCACGCCACAUGUACUCACCAGUAACCGGAGCUGGAGACAUGGCAACACAGUAUAUGCCACAGUAUCAGUCUUCACAAGUGUAUGGAGAUGUAGAUGCUCACUCUUCACAUGGAAGGUCCAACUUUAGAGAUGAAAGAUCUAGUAAAACAUAUGAACGUUUGCAGAAAAAAUUAAAGGAUCGCCAAGGAACACAGAAAGAUAAGAUGAGCAGUCCACCAUCAUCACCCCAGAAAUGCCCUUCUCCUAUCAGUGAACAUAAUGGGCUUACAAAAGGGCAGAAUGCUAGUGGUACAAACACAGGAUCAGUGAAGAACAAGUCAGGAAAGGGAAAAGGUGGUGUACAAAUUGAUACAGAAAUAGAAGAAAAAGAUGAAGAAACUAAAGCUUUUGAAGCACUUCUUUCCAACAUUGUCAAACCAGUGGCCUCAGACAUCCAGGCAAGGACAGUAGUUCUUACCUGGUCACCACCUUCCAGCCUCAUAAAUGGUGAAACAGAUGAGACUACUGUACCAGAGCUCUAUGGUUAUGAAAUUCUGCUCUCAAGCACUGGAAAAGAUGGGAAAUACAAAAGUGUAUUUGCAGGAGAAGAAACCAGUGUCACUUUAAAUGAUCUCAAACCAGCUACAGAUUACCACGCAAAAGUCCAGGCAGAAUACAAUUCUAUAAAGGGAACUCCUUCCGAAGCUGAAACCUUUACCACCUUGAGCUGUGAACCUGACAUACCUAACCCACCAAGGAUAGCCAAUCGGACCAAAAAUUCACUUACUUUGCAGUGGAAGGCACCUAGUGACAAUGGCUCUAAAAUCCAAAGUUUUAUUUUAGAAUGGGAUGAGGGAAAAGGAAAUGGAGACUUUUGUCAGUGUUAUAUGGGCUUACAGAAGCAAUUUAAAAUUACUAAACUGUCACCAGCAAUGGGUUGUAAAUUUAGACUAUCAGCCAAAAAUGAUUAUGGUACAAGCGGUUUUAGUGAAGAAGUCUUGUAUUACACCUCAGGCUGUGCCCCAUCUAUGCCCGCAAGUCCUGUGUUAACUAAAGCCGGGGUUACUUGGUUAUCCUUACAGUGGAGUAAACCCUCAGGGACGCCAUCAGACGAAGGGAUUUCCUACAUUUUGGAGAUGGAGGAAGAAACUUCAGGAUAUGGUUUUAAGCCUAAAUAUGAUGGGGAAGACCUUGCUUACACAGUGAAAAAUCUCAGACGUAGUACAAAGUAUAAAUUUAAGGUUAUUGCUUAUAACUCAGAAGGUAAAAGUAGUCCAAGUGAGGUGGUAGAGUUUACUACCUGUCCUGAUAAACCUGGAGUCCCUGUAAAGCCUUCAGUUAAAGGAAAGAUACAUUCACAUAGUUUUAAAAUAACUUGGGACCCACCAAAAGACAAUGGAGGGGCAGCCAUCAAUAAAUAUGUAGUAGAGAUGGCAGAAGGUUCUAAUGGAAACAAAUGGGAUAUGAUAUACAGUGGAGCUACUAGGGAACAUCUUUGUGAUCGACUGAAUCCAGGCUGUUUCUAUCGUUUUCGAGUUUACUGCAUCAGUGAUGGAGGACAGAGUGCGGUAUCUGAAUCUUUACUUGUGCAGACUCCAGCUGUGCCUCCUGGCCCAUGCCUCCCUCCCAGAUUACAGGGUAGACCCAAAGCAAAAGAAAUACAGUUACGAUGGGGACCCCCUCUGGUCAAUGGUGGAUCACCCAUUUCUUGCUAUGGGGUGGAAAUGUCUCCUGUAGAAAGAGAUGAACCCAGAGAAGUUUACCAAGGUCCUGAAGUAGAAUGUACAGUGAGCAGCCUUCUUCCUGGAAAGACUUACAGCUUCAGACUACGUGCAGCUAACAAAAUGGGGUUUGGGCCAUUUUCAGAAAAACAUGAUAUUACUACAGCUCCUGGACCACCAGAUCAGUGUAAGCCCCCUCAAGUGACGUGCAGAUCUGCAACUUGUGCACAAGUGAACUGGGAGGUCCCUUUGAGUAAUGGAACUGAUGUCACUGAAUAUCGAUUGGAAUGGGGAGGAGUUGAAGGAAGUAUGCAGAUAUGUUACUGCGGGCCCGGUCUCAAUUACGAAUUAAAAGGACUUUCACCAGCAACUACCUAUUAUUGCAGAGUCCAGGCUCUGAGCAUUGUGGGUGCAGGCCCUUUUAGUGAAGUAGUAGCCUGUAUGACUCCACCAUCAGUUCCUGCUAUUGUGACUUGUCUUCAAGAAAUAAGUGAUGAUGAUAUAGAAAAUCCCAAUUAUUCACCAUCUACAUGCCUUGCAAUAAGCUGGGGAAAGCCUUGUGAUCAUGGUUCAGAAAUCCUUGCCUACAGCAUAGACUUUGGAGAUAAACAGCCCUUGACAGUGGGAAAGGUUACAAACUACAUUCUAGACAAUCUGCAGCCAGAUACAACAUACAGAAUACGAAUUCAAGCCUUGAAUAGCCUUGGAGCUGGUCCUUUCAGCCACACAAUAAAAUUAAAAACUAAACCCCUCCCUCCUGAUCCACCUCGUCUGGAAUGCGUUGCCUUCAGCCACCAGAACCUUAAACUGAAGUGGGGAGAAGGAACCCCAAAGACAUUGUCAACAGAUUCGGUUCAGUACCACCUUCAGAUGGAGGAUAAGAAUGGAAGGUUUGUAUCCUUAUACAGAGGUCCAUGUCAUACAUACAAAGUACAAAGACUUAACGAGUCAACGUCCUAUAAAUUCUGUAUUCAAGCUUGUAAUGAAGCAGGGGAAGGUCCUCUUUCCCAAGAAUAUAUUUUCACUACUCCAAAAUCUGUCCCAGCUGCCCUGAAAGCCCCCAAAAUAGAGAAAGUAAAUGAUCACAUUUGUGAUAUUACAUGGGAGUGUUUACAGCCAAUGAAAGGUGAUCCAGUUAUUUACAGUCUCCAGGUUAUGGUGGGAAAAGAUUCAGAGUUCAAACAGAUUUACAGAGGUCCUGACUCUUCAUUCCGGUAUUCAAGCCUUCAGCUGAACUGUGAAUAUCGUUUCCGCGUGUGUGCCAUUCGCCAGUGCCAAGACCCUGCGGGGCAUCAGGACCUCGUCGGUCCCUACAGCACCACAGUGCUCUUCAUCUCCCAGAGGACUGAACCACCAGCCAGCGCCGGCAGAGACACUGUGGGAGGCUCGAGGCCCGGGCGGGCACUCAGCGACGAGCAGUGCGCGGCCGUCAUCCUCGUGCUCUUUGCGUUCUUUUCCAUUUUGAUUGCCUUUAUCAUCCAGUACUUUGUAAUCAAGUGAAAAUAUAACUUUAUUUUUAAUAUUACAUUUUAUUUUGUCAUGUACUAAAAUUAUUUCUGUAUUGCUUUUACAAAAACAGUGGCAUUUAGCACUGGCAUUGAGACUCUAGUACAUCAUUUUGGCCAUUUUUAAUGCUUUAUAUUGCUAGGUAGAGGCUGGCACCUUAUUAGAAUGCAAGCCACAGAAAUAGCAAUUUUUGGCUUUUUGUUUGGUUGGGGCUCUUUUUUUUCCUUCCUUUCUUUCUUUUUUUUGACAUGCCUUCUUGUGAAACAAAAUUUCUGAGAGGCAACAAUACAAAUUAUAAUUGAUAUUUUGACCAGUCGGCAUGAGUAUAACAGUGACAUCCUGAUCUGUUUGUUCUAAAGAUUAUUACCUGGUGAAAAAUUCAGAAUGGUUAAAAUUCACACUAACAUACUAUAUAAAAAUGUUUAAGUAUGAUGAUGCUGUGAAAGCAAUCUAGUGCUAUAUUUCUACCUCCUCAUUUGUCUUAAUUUGGUAAGUGGGAUUAUGAUGAAUAACUGGAGGGGCUUAGCAGACAAAAACUGGAUGAAAGAAUAUGCAUGGAAAAAAGCUUCUUGUUUGAUAAAUGUGGAGUUCUUCAUUACAAGUAUAUAUCCAUGAAUUCACAGAUAAGUCACUUGAAGAAAGCACAGACAGUUUACUUGGCCUAAAAAUAUUUUAACAUUUACUCAGAAAUACAUCUUCAGGUCUUGAAAACAUGGAAAAGAACAGAGGGCUUUUAGAUAGUUAACUUUUUAAAAGUACUUCAUAAUCAGUUCUGAAUUUCAAACUUAUUUGAUUUUUGAGCCUUUGAACUAUAUGUGUGUGUAUAAGGACAUGCACGUACAUAUGGCUUUAUAUAUACCAAGUGUAGAAAUAUAUAUAUAUAAUAUAUAUACACACAAACACAUACACUCUCACUCCAUCUAUCUGGUAUAGGCUAAUUUUGAAGAACUCCCAUAAGUUUUGCUGCUUCUCCCAUAACUACUGCCAUCACCAUCAGAAUUCAUAAUCAAACCUAACCUUUUUGUUUGGGGCACCAAAUCUGAAGACAAAAUUAAUUUGCACCAGUAAACUUCAAGCUGCUUUCUUUCUUGAAAAACUAAUGUUUAAUGUAAUGUCUGUUUGGAUACUGUUCCAGUUGUUGAUUGCAUGUGGUUAAUGUUGCAUUAGAGCACUUUGCAAUUACAUAAUUCAUUAAUGUUUUGUGAGCUUGCAUUUGUGAGUUAUUGGAUGAUCAGACUGAAUCUUGUAAAGUAUCACAUUUUACAUCUUGCAUAGAUGUCCAUGACUGCCAGUAAUAAUACAGUUUGUAAUGAAACUAUCUAAAAUUCUUGUUUUAUCACAUCUGUUAUCUGUAAAACACUUGUAACUAGCCUUUUUAAUUUAUUAUUUGAAUUUUAGGAUAGUGAAUCACUAAUUUUUAGUUGCUGAGGUUAGCAUUUUAGUGAUUACUAAGCACUUCUGUCAGUCUUUGAAAAAAAGGACGUAUGUUUUGUGCUUUGAAGAUCUCUGAAGAAUUUCUUCUGUUAGAAUGGGCAUGUAUUGUAAUUGUUUUAUGUCAAAUGAUCUGUGCUGUAGAAAAAAAACAUUAACUUUUGUUCAAAAAAGAAAUGGAUAAACUUGGCCUUCCCAAGUGGUAAGAAUGAUCUGUCACUAUAAAAUACUGUAUGUUUACAUUUUAUUUAAAUUUAAUCUCUUAUAUGUAGGCUGAUAACUUCCCCAAAAACAGUGAUUGUUUUCUAGAAACUUCUUAAAAGUGCCACAUUUGGCAGUACAAAUGAGUUUGAGUGUAAUAGCCCAGAGAUUUCUAUAUAGUUGAAUGUCUAAAAUGGUAAAAUGUGCCACUGUGGCAGUUACAGUGGCUUAUGUUUUUCAUAGUAUCUCAAAUGAACUCCUAUUUUUGAUAGUAAAUGUCAUUUAAUAGUGUACUUGCCAUUUGAGCCUCACUGCAAAAUGAGUGCAGAGGAGAAACAAUUUUUAAUGUAAUCUUGAUUUUACCUCAUAUACUGUACAUUCCAAAAACUCUAAACUUUUUAAAGAUUAUAGAUACACUACCAAACAUAUCACCUUAAAAUUGUGUAAGGAUGAACUUCAUACAGAUGAAAAAAUAUAAUCUCAUAAAAAUACAUAAACUAUGUAGCAAAAAUAUCUUUAAAAUCCAUGGAAAAUAAAAGUUGUAUCAUUCUUUUUUUGAGCUAUGUUUAUUGUAUUCAUAAACAUUAUUUGCUGCCUCUUUUUUGGAGAAUGAAAUGUUAAGGUCUCCCCUCUUGCAAUUGGCUUACAACAGUUUCCCCAAAAUAAUUAAAUCUUCAACAGGAGAGGAUCCAUAUUCAAGAAGGUCAAGUUUUAUCCUAGUGAGCUGAUUUUGUGCAAUUCACUAUAUAUCUAUAUAUAAAGAAAACAAGAUAUCUAAUGAAUAAAGAUGGGUCUGAGGUAAACUUCC